Pogona vitticeps (central bearded dragon) is the source of this 2803-nucleotide messenger RNA. Lineage: Eukaryota; Metazoa; Chordata; Lepidosauria; Squamata; Agamidae. The record is from RefSeq and is a predicted model, not a curated record.
UGGCGGGAAGGUCCUGCCUGCACCCCCCUCCCCGGUUCGCCUCUUCCCCUCGCCCCCCCUUUCCCGCUAAACGGGGGCGCUUCGGCUCCUCAUUGGGCUGCUCGCGGAAGGCGCUCCAGCCCGAUCCGGGCGAUCUUUUGCGGGCCGUCUCGGCAUCAUGAAAGCCUCCCGCCGCCUCUGAGACGGAGCCCCGCCAGGCGACCAUGUUGAGGCCGCCGCCUGCGUACGAGCUGGCCGGCUACCGGCAGCCGCCGCCCUCCUCCGCCUUGCUGAACAAGCACGUCUCCGAACGGGCGGACUUCGCGGCACCAGAGCCGCCGCCGCCCCGGGGCCCCGGGAGCCUCCCGUCCGGCGGGUCCCUGGCGGGCGACGCCAAGAGCGAGCAGCAGCAGCUCCGGCGCAAGAUCAACAGCCGGGAGAGGAAGCGGAUGCAGGACCUCAACCUGGCCAUGGACGCCCUGCGGGAGGUGAUCCUGCCCUAUUCGGCGGCCCACUGCCAGAGCUCGCCCGGGCGGAAGCUCUCCAAGAUCGCCACGCUGCUCUUGGCCAGGAAUUACAUCCUCCUGCUGGGCAGCUCGCUGCAGGAGCUCCGGCGGAUCCUCGGCGACCUGAGCGGCUCCGGCGGGGCCCCGAGGCUGCUGCUGGCGGCGGGGCUGCCCCUCUUCGCCGCCGCCCCGAGCCCGCACCACCACCCUCCGGACAGCCUGCGCUCGGCCAGCAAAUACCUCUCGGUGGCCCUGGAGGAGCCGCCGCCGCCGCCCUGCAGCCCGGCGCACCUGCCUGGCGGGGCGAGCCUCUGCACCUGCGGCGUCUGCAAGUUCCCCCACUUGGUGCCCUCGGGCCUGGGCUUGGCGGCCGUGCAGGCGGCGCAGUUCUCCAAGUGACGCCCCCACCACCACCACCUCCCUUUUCUCUCCUGGUCGGGCAGCGGGCGGCGGAAAGGAGGGACAACGGCAGGGCCGGCGCCCCGCUCCCCGGUGGAAGAGCCUGCCCUUGCGGGCCAGCGGCAGCGCUGCCAACGCGUUUGGCCCCGAGAGAGAGAGAGAAAGGAAGGAAGCCUCAAGACCUGUCCAAGGACUUCUUCGCUUGCUGGGAAGGGCGGGGGUGCGGGGUGGGGGUGGGAGGUCGCUUCCAAAAGGAUCGAGAAGGAUGGCGAAGCAAAGGGCGGGGAAGAGAUGUUCAAUGAAAAUGAAGCUGUCAUCAGUCCAACUUACUUUAUUAAAUACACAGUUUUGGCAAAGCACCGUAAACACCAACCCUUCCUAAGACUGUCAGCAACCACCUGUUCCUAGCCAUCUGACUUGGGAAGCAACCCCCUGAAACAGUGGGAUUUACUUCUAAGUGAACGCGCAUAUAAGACUGGGCUGUUUGUCCCACCGAUUUCAGCUUUCCCAUGCAAAGCCAUGAGACCCGAGACCUCCUUAAUUUGACCUGAACUGCGGUGUUGGAUCGGUUUGACUUCUCGCAGCUCAAGCAACAGGUCUCUCUCUGGCACUAGCGAGCAUUCAGACGGACGGUUAGCUUGGCAAUCAGAGACAGGCAGCCUCUGCGGCGUUUCCCAGUUAAUUUAUUUCUAGAUUGAUCCUGUCUUGUUUAAAUAUUUGAAAAUAUUGCCACGUGGCGAUCAAGAGGCUUGCUGCCCAAUCCCACCCAUCUUUACUCAAAAGUAAGUCCUAAUUAUUCUUGUAGGACUGACACUCAAGUCAAUUAUGAACAGGGUUAUGGCCAUGGAAUACAAUCGUAAACCCUGUUUAAGCCCGAGUCCCACUGAUGUAAAUGGGACUUGCCCUUCCUGGAGAUGUGCCUAGAGUUUUAGCCUUUCAGCGCCAUCCUAUAAUCUUCAAAUGCGAACCCUCUUGAGUUCAAUGGGCCUGAGUCCCAGUUAAGUGCAGCUAGGAUUUCAGCUAUCCUUUACUAAAGUUAUGAAGUUGUAACAUUUCCCUGAGCCCAUCACCAUAAAUGUUUGAGUUUAGUGGUGAAAAGUGAAGCAGAAGUGACAUUGUCUGGGUACAGAAAAAUAAUAGUUAAAUGCUUCUGACUACCUUUUAUAGCUCCUUCUGUUAGGUUACCAUGGAUUUUAACAUUAGAUUUUACUUCUAUUUUGGAUAUAGGUGUUUUAUUUUUAGAAAAAAAAACAGAACUCCAAAUGAGUAUAUUCUAAUAUGCUGAUCUGAUAAUAUGUAAUUUUUUGCCACAGGAAGUUGUGCCUUUAAAAAUCUCUACUGCUUUAAUUUAUAAUUUACCUUAUUUAAACAGGCAUUUAAUGGAGAGCAGGAAAAAACCUUUUAAAUAACUUUCUAUACAAUUUUUUUCCAGUUCUCUGGACUUAUGAAGCUAUAUAAUUCCAGCAACAGUGUUUGAUGUUUUAAAUACACUUGUGUAUAAUUGGUUGCAUUUGUAUUUUUGGUAGUUUUGUUUCACUUUUUAAAUGAAUCUGGUUUUUGAAAAUUCUGUAAGAACCUGGAACUGUAUGGUUAUAAGUGGCACAGGUAGAACAUUCAUAUCUCUCUGCUCAUGUGCCAGUGGCUACAAUAUUAGUGCAUUACAGGCUGUCUGUGGUUUUAGUAUUAGGGCUGCAGUUCUUCUCAUACGCAAUGGGAAUAAUCUCUUGAGUGCAAUGGGAAUUACUUUGGUGUCAGUGUGAAUAGGAUUAUGCAAUAUAAGGCUCUUUGAAAUAGCAUCAGCCAAGGGAGCAUGAUGGAUGGGUAGAAUUUGACUCUUGGCUUCCUACAGGCAUUAUGGUCACCACCCAACCCUCUUACUUUUGUGCAAUAUUAUGCAUUUAAUUGUCUGGAAUAAAGUA